AUGGCUAUACUCAUUAGUUCUUUGAUUGUUUUUACAAAGUUCCUAUUAACGUAUUGCAUGGAGGUAGAUUUCUGCAUACCUGUUCGCGUGGAUCAUCCAAAGCACGAAAAGCAUCUGCACAUGAAGCACACGGAGCACAUCAUGAAUGAAAGACAGAUGGUUUACAAACUAAGUGCAUUCAAACAGGAAUUUCACCUUCACCUCACACCGGAUGCCAGUUUCAUUGCACCGGGCAGCUUGCCGCGUGAGAAACGCUCCUCAGCAUCCAACGCCUCUUCUGCAACCGCAUCUGACUUACGGGAAUGCUUCUACUCUGGUACCGUCAACGCGGAACCAGACUCCUUCGCCGCGCUCAGCCUGUGUAAAGGUCUCACUGGGGCGUUCUCCUAUAAAGGCAUGGAGUAUUUCAUCAGCCUGAGGACCGAAGACGAGCCUGGACAUGGAAACUCUUUGGACAGGACGCAUGUCAUCCGCCGCCGCAGACGCGUUGAUGCGCACUCGGAUGGCAACUUCACCAGCAGGUGUGGAGUCACACCUGACGCCAACUUCAACAUCUCCCUGGAGAAAUACAAGCACUUGGAGAUUGAUGGUUUGACCGAAACUGUGUGGAAAACCUUGGGGAGGUCCAAGAGGUUCGCCUCCAUCCCCAGGUUUGUGGAGGUGCUGGUGGUGGCAGAUGAAUCUAUGGCUACAUUUCACGGGGAUGACCUGAAGCAGUACCUCCUGACCCUGAUGUCAGUGGCAGCCAGGCUUUACAAGCACCCCAGCAUUCUCAACGCCAUAAACAUCGUGGUGGUGGGCUUUGUGGUGAUGAAUGAGGCUGACAAGGGACCUAAGGUUUCCAGUAACGCAGCCCUGACUCUGCGCAACUUCUGCUCCUGGCAGAAGAAGUUGAAUAAACACGGCGACAAGCACCCAGAGUACUGGGACACUGCCAUACUGUUCACCAAGCAGGAUCUUUGCGGGGCCACAACCUGUGAUACGCUGGGGAUGGCUGACGUCGGGACCAUGUGUGACCCGAAGAGGAGCUGCUCCGUCAUUGAAGAUGAUGGCUUGCCCUCCGCUUUCACAGCUGCCCAUGAACUUGGCCACGUCUUCAACAUGCCCCACGACAAUGUGAAGGCAUGUGAGGAGGUAUUUGGGAAACUAAAGGACAACCACAUGAUGUCUCCCACGCUGAUUCAGAUCGACAGGAGCAGACCCUGGUCUGUGUGCAGCGCAGCCAUCAUUACUGAGUUCCUGGACAGAGGUCAUGGAGACUGUCUGCUGGACCAACCUCAGAGGCAGCUGUCUCUCACAGACAACCUGCCUGGUUCCAGCUACAGCCUCCAUCGCCAGUGUGAGCUUGCCUUUGGCCCCGGCUCCAAGCCCUGCCCAUACAUGCUGCCCUGCUCCAAGCUGUGGUGCACCGGGAAGGCCCGCGGCCAGCUGGUCUGCCAAACCCGACACUUCCCCUGGGCGGACGGCACCAACUGCGGUAACGGCAAGGUGUGCUACCGAGGAGCCUGCACUGAUAAGAACAACACCAUGCACAUCAAGGUGGAUGGCCGGUGGGGGAAGUGGGGAGCAUUUGGAGGCUGUUCCCGAAGUUGUGGAGGAGGAGUUCAGCUGGCCAAGAGGGAGUGUGACAACCCCCUUCCUGAGAAUGGAGGCAAAUACUGCUACGGCCUUCGCAUCAAAUAUCGCUCCUGUAACCUCAACACUUGUCCUGAAACAGGUAAGAGUUUCCGUGAGGAGCAGUGUGAGGCGUACAAUGGCUUGAACCUGAACACCAACAGACUGGGUUCCUCGGUGGUUUGGGUUCCUAAAUAUUCGGGCAUCUCUCCCAAAGACAAAUGCAAGCUUAUCUGCCGUGCCAACGGGACUGGGUACUUCUAUGUCCUCGCUCCAAAGGUUGUGGAUGGAACGCCCUGCUCUCCUGACACCUCAGCUGUAUGUGUUCAAGGAAAAUGCAUCAAGGCAGGCUGCGAUGGCAGGCUGGACUCCAACAGGAAGUUUGACAAGUGCGGCGUGUGUGGCGGCGACAACCAGGGCUGCAAGAAGGUCUCAGGAAUGUUCACCAAACCUAUUCAUGGCUACAACUUUGUGGCGUUGCUGCCUGUUGGAGCUUCCAACGUCGACGUCCGUCAGCGUGGCUACCGAGGCAUGGUCAGCGAUGAAAACUACUUAGCGGUGAAGAACCGGCACGGCAAGUACCUGCUAAACGGCAACUACGUGGUGUCGGCCGUGGAGCGCGACUUGCUGGUGAAGGGCAGCUUACUGCGCUACAGCGGCACUUCCACAUCCGUGGAGAUUCUUCAGGCCACCAGACCCCUGCAGGAGCCUCUGACGGUGGAGGUGCUGUCUGUAGGGAAGAUGACUCCUCCCAGGGUGCGCUACUCCUUCUACAUCGCCAAGGAGAGCAAAGAGGAGAAGACUCUGCGGAAAGAGGAGAGAAGCCACACGGCGCAUAAUAGUGUCUUGGCGGACAAUAAUAGGGUAGAAGCUAAGAAGCAGAUGAUGGGUAAGAGGCCGGCCAGUCACUGGGUGACAGGAAGUUGGGAAUCGUGCACGGUGACUUGUGGGAACGGUCUGCAGAAGAGGCUGGUGCAGUGCCAGAGCAUGGAGGGGCGUACUGCAGUUGACUGUGACAGCGCUGACAGGCCUGUAGCGGUGAGAGCAUGUGGGGAUCCAUGCCCCAUGUGGGAUGUCGGGGCUUGGUCGCACUGCUCCAAGUCCUGUGGAAGGGGCUUUAAAAGGCGGCCAGUGCGCUGCAUGACUGAGAACGGUCUGAAUCUACCUAGAGACCACUGCUCUGGAAGGAGGAAGCCUCAGGAACUAGACCUCUGCAAUCUGAAGCCAUGUUAAAGCCGAGCAGACAGCCCAAGGACUUAUUUUUGUCAAAGUGAUGAUUUGAAAUAACUUUGACUAAGCCCAAAUCAGCACGAUAAUGAUCCCAUGGCUGUGUUGGAUGGAAACACUCUCAAAUGCAGCCUGACUGUGCCUGAACGGGCGUCUGCUACACCGAAGAAAGCCAAUGGAGACAGGGAGGGUCUCCCUCUGUUGUUUGAAAAGACAGACAUCUGUUCAGAGAGACACGAGGGAAAUCUGUCUCCUUGUAAACUGUCAAACCAUCUGCCUCAGGUUUGACGUGUGGUUAGUCUACCUCUACCAGGAAAGAUGACACAACGCCUGAGCAUGUACAGAGAGUAUCAGAGGAGAAAGCUGCAGAGAGAGAGAGAGACAGUGAUCGCACACAAACAUAAUUUCUCGCUACAGUUCCGCGCAGGGGAUGAAAUUGCAAAAGCAGAGAAAAAUGAAAGUCCAGGACAAAUAGAUGAAGCACGGCGAGGUAUAACCUCGGCACUCACACUGUGCAGUUAUCAGAAGCAGAUAUCUCACCUGUGAAUUGACAUUUUUUCUCAUUUCACUGAAGAACAAAUCAAAAUGUGAAACACAGUACUGUAUCAUUCACGCAACAUUCAAGACCCGAAUGGUCCGAGCAGUUUCUACAUCUUUUUGCUGUUGUAAUCUUUCUCAAUUCAGUGCUAUUGGCUGUUGUCUGAUGUAGAAUAAUCAAAGCCUGGAGCCAAUCAUACUUCCAGUCAGAGCCAGAUCAUAGCUUUACAAGCAUUAUAUCCUUCCAAACUGAAAAAAAAUUAAUUCAUAAUCAACAAUAGAUCCUACAUACUUGACACAAUAUAAUGAAUUUGAUCAAUAUCAAAGAAUUCAUACAUUUUAUUUCUGACCAAAAAAGUAAAAAAAUAUUUUUUAUAAGAGAAAGUUAGUUUCGAGCUAAGAUGUUAGCAUAUUCUAUCCAGUGAAUGUAGGCUGUUUGUAAGCUGCAAUCAUAAUGUGUCUGUGUCAGUUCUGUGUAAACCAAACCGACCAAUGCUCAGCUGUUUGUUCUAUGUUGCCAAAGAAUUAUAACCUUCAAAAAAGCCUUA
This is a messenger RNA of Sebastes umbrosus (honeycomb rockfish), 3926 nucleotides long. It is a transcript of the gene adamts15b, whose product is annotated as A disintegrin and metalloproteinase with thrombospondin motifs 15. Gene Ontology annotation, biological process: extracellular matrix organization; proteolysis. Lineage: Eukaryota; Metazoa; Chordata; Actinopteri; Perciformes; Sebastidae. The record is from RefSeq and is a predicted model, not a curated record. The transcript has 8 exons. The coding region runs from base 1 to 2847 and encodes 948 amino acids. Gene Ontology annotation, molecular function: zinc ion binding; metalloendopeptidase activity.